Penicillium lagena is the source of this 1929-nucleotide messenger RNA. RefSeq names its product putative C6 transcription factor. Bases 1 to 1929 code for a protein of 642 amino acids. The transcript has 6 exons. The record is from RefSeq and is a predicted model, not a curated record. Gene Ontology annotation, biological process: regulation of DNA-templated transcription; DNA-templated transcription. Gene Ontology annotation, molecular function: DNA binding; DNA-binding transcription factor activity, RNA polymerase II-specific; zinc ion binding. Lineage: Eukaryota; Fungi; Ascomycota; Eurotiomycetes; Eurotiales; Aspergillaceae.
AUGAGCCAGGAAGACAAAAUGGGUAUGGCCUUGGAGGGGAGGAAGAGCCAGGACGACGUGGUCAGACCCUUUCCACAGUUGCUGCCAGGGCCCCGGAAAUUCGCGCCGCAGUCAUCCACCAGCAUUGAGCGCCUGAAAAAGACCUCCAUGGCCUGCAAGGCCUGCAAGACUGCAAAGAGAAAGUGCAGUGGUGCCGGCAAACCACCGAAACCGCCAUGUAAUGCGUGCAAGGUCACAGGUACCCUAUGCGAAUUCGACCCAACACUCGACCUCCGGCGCAAGGAAGCUCAUACCGCCAAAAUCAACGGCCUCGAGGCGAAGAUCGAGGAGCUGCAAAAUUACAAGCAUCUACUGGACGAUUUGAUCACAAGGGUUCGAUCGCCACACAGGCAUGAGGUCAAUCGGAUCGUGAAGAUGAUUCGCAUGGAUGAUUUUGAUCUAGAGGAGGUUGUUCGUGCUAUCGAAAGCCCGAUCGCCGCUUCCACACAUCCCCAGUUGCUUCCGGACCCUCACGACUUGGAAAUCUCAGGGGGAGACAUCCAGGUGAAGCAGGAAAAGGACGGCAUAGAAUGGUUGGACUUGCCGCCACAGAGAAUUGUCGACCCUUAUGCUCGUGUCACGCUGGAAACCCUCUGCGAUAUCCCCCGCUUUAAGGUGCCAGCGCAACCGUGGACCAAGGUCACCGAUGACAGCCACCUGGUUUCGCACUUGAUUUCACUCUACCUCACCUGGGAUCAUCCAUGCUCCCAGUUUAUAGAUCAAGACGUUUUUCUCAAACACAUCAAGGCGAAGGAUCUGACGUCGGAGUUUUGCACCCCACUCCUGGUCAAUAGCCUUCUAGCAAUGGGAAGCGUUUAUUCCGAUAGCCCGCAAGUCAUCUCCCAGCAAGAAGACAGCGUUUUCCGAGGACAGCUCUUUCUGUCCGAAGCAGAACGUUUGUGGAAAACAGAGGAGGGCCGCCCAACGCUAGCGAAUGUGCAAGCACUCCUUGUGAUAUGUUGUGUCCACAGAUGUCAAGGCAAAGCCAACCUGGGCUGGCUUCUCCUCCGACAAGCGGUCCAGUUAGCCCACGAUAUGGGAUUGUUUUACCCCCCGGAGGCGAUUUAUCCGCCGGAGAUGCAACGAGUUCGCUCAACCACCGCCUGGGGUAUCUUCAAUCUGAACUCACAAAUGGCAAUGGAGCUGCAGAAGACGCCGAAUUUGGAAAAGCCGGGGUUCCAAGUCGGUAUAGGCGACGUUGCCUGGGUCCCGUAUCCACGAUUGAACCAGCUGAUAUAUCCGAGAAAGAAAGCGCAUCUGCCAGAUGUGCAGGAUGGACUUUCCGAGUUGAUGGAAAUCGUGGCAGAUGUCCAAAAACUCUUUUUGGACAAUUUGACCCUCAGCAUUGACGAUCUAUGGGUCAAAGCCCAAGACCCAUACAAUCGCUUUGUGGACUGGCUGAGUCGCUGUCCCGAUGUAUCGCAGAUUGAAGACCAGCCGGUUUCGGGAUUCUUGGUUUUGCGCCUGAAAUGUCUCCACGCAAUCAUGGCCCUCUUCGAAAUGCUGAUUCGCCGCGAUGAGCAAGGACCUUCGUCUAACCCCAUAUGGCGACAAGAGGUAUUGGAACUCCAGACCCGGACCGCCGAGGAGACGGCCGAGUGCCUCCGUAUCCAUCGUCAGUCGUAUGGCAUCCGGUAUAUCCCUCGCCAGAUGGUCGGCGCCAUUCAGUCCGGUCUCCUGGUCCUCGUACACCAGCUGGCAACCCGCGAGCAAGUGCAAGUGAGAGAACCGUUCGCCGAGCUUUGGCGGUUUGGAACUGCAAUUGACCACAGAUUCGAACCGAUCGCGGAAACUGUCCGGCAGAUUCGAUUGAUGGCCCAGAGUGGUGUCGUCGAGAUACCAGUUGAAGUGAUCGAGAUCAGUGAUCCCGAGCACGGGGAAGGGCUUUGA